Molecule: messenger RNA, 1827 nt
Organism: Cydia fagiglandana
Lineage: Eukaryota; Metazoa; Arthropoda; Insecta; Lepidoptera; Tortricidae
Product: glucose dehydrogenase [FAD, quinone]-like
Exons: 5
Coding region: 1-1800 (599 amino acids)
Molecular function (GO): oxidoreductase activity, acting on CH-OH group of donors; flavin adenine dinucleotide binding
Source: RefSeq, a predicted model, not a curated record
AUGGAGAUUCUAUUUAUAUUAAGCCUGAUCUCGUCCUGCAGCUGUGACCUCUUCAGCAAGGCCACCAGGACCCGGGCCGAUGAGCUGGACGUCAGGAACAGCGUGUUCGACUUCAUCAUCAUCGGCGGAGGCACUGCUGGCUGUAUCCUGGCUAACCGGCUCUCUGCUGUCCAGGAGUGGAAAGUCCUACUACUUGAGGCGGGCGACGAAGAGAACAUAGACUAUGACAUCCCGGGUGUCCCGACCGGAGACUACCGUCCCAUCCUGUGGAACUACCGGACGGAGCGGAACAACUUCUCCUGCCUGUCCCGGCCUGGGGGAAGCUGCGAAGUUAGGACGGGGAAGGUCCUGGGAGGGUCGUCUGUCACCAACGACAUGAAAUACACUAGAGGUCACAAGGUGGACUACGAUGCUUGGCAUAAGGACAUUAUAGGCGCUGUGGACUGGAAAUUCGGGAAUCUGAUGGAGUAUUUUAAAGCUUCGGAAGACAAUGGUGAUUACGAUGUAUUGAUGAACUCUUUCUACCACUCCCGCGGAGGGGAGAUGCGUCUGCAAAGGUUCAAGUACGUCGACAAAUACAUCGAGACUUUCGCCACGGCUUUCGCCGAAAUGGGCCUUAGGACCAUGGACAUAAACACCAACGCUGCUGAAGCCAUCGUCCUCAAUCAGUUCGCCGUCUCCAACAACACAAGGCUCAGUACCAACACAGCCUUCCUCAAAACUGUCAGGCAUAGAAAGAAUCUCAUAGUUAUGACUGGAGCCACGGCUACUAGAAUAGUCGUUGAUAAACAAGAGAAAACUAUAGAAGGAGUAUACUACGAAGUGGAAAAGGGAAAGGAAAGACCGGCAUACGCUAAGAGAGAAAUAAUUUUAACCGCUGGAGCGAUCAAUAAUGUAAAGCUACUACAUCUGUCUGGAAUUGGACCUAAAGCUGAAAUGAAGAGGCUGAAUGUCAGUUCAGUAGUGAAUUUGCCUGUUGGUUUGAAUUAUAGAGAUCAAGUCACAACCGGGGGACUAUCUUUUGCCUUAAGUGAUGUCGCACCUGUCAGUGAUAAUGACAUUAUUAAUGAUUUCAAGAAAUGGUUCGCUAGUAGAAGCGGUGCUUUAGCUUCCAGAGGAAUAAAUCAGCUGUCAGCGUUUAUACAGUUAUAUGAAAAUGAAAAUGCGCCAGAUGUAGAGCUAAGUUUAGAAGGAAAUUUUAUAAGAAGCGAUAAAUUCCUGCUAAACAAUGUCAGUGUACAUGCAGCAGAAGAAACUCAAUUGCCAUUGGCUUAUUAUAAUCUAGUUAAUGUUUAUCCCAUUUUACUUAAGCCAAAGAGUAAAGGAAAGGUUACGCUUAAUAAGAGGAAUCCUAAAUACGGUCGGCCCAUUAUACAAGCUAACUUAUUAAAAGAGACCGAAGAUUUAGAUACAUUAAUAGAUAGCGUAGAUAUAGCUUUACAAAUACUUGAUACUAAAGAAAUGAAAAAGAAUGAGGUUAAAUUUGCGCCGUUAGAUUUGUUCCCAUGCGAUCGAUUAAAGAAUAGAGAACAGUGGAAUUGUAUCGCGAGACAUUAUACCAAAGCUUUAGGUAAUCCCAUAGGAACAUGCAUAAUGGGUGAAAAUAGCACAACUUCUGUAGUUGAUUUUCAAUUAAGAGUACACGGUAUAGAAGGCCUUAGGAUUGUAGAUGCCUCUGUUAUGCCAACACACGUUCGAGGUAGUUUAUUUGCACCAACAAUGAUGAUCGCAGAGAAGGCUUCCAAGAUGCUACUCAAAGACUGGAAAGAAAACACAGGUCAAUCAUUUAACAAGCGGUAGGUUAGAAAUAAAACAAUUAAAUCAAUA